CGGCGGUCGUGGCUGUGGCCGGGGGGAAGUGAAUGGUUUUACCCAGAGGGCCCUGCGCCGCCUUUCUCCGCUGGCACCGCCGCUGUUCCCUGCUCCUCCUCCCCGGCCAUGGCGUUCACGUUCGCGGCCUUCUGCUACAUGCUGGCGCUGCUGCUCACCGCCGCGCUCAUCUUCUUCGCCAUCUGGCACAUUAUAGCAUUUGAUGAGCUGAAGACUGAUUACAAGAAUCCUAUAGACCAGUGUAAUACCCUCAAUCCUACAGUUGAAAAGGUCAAAAAGAUUAAAAGAGUCAAAAUUGCAUUAAAGCUUGUACUUCCAGAGUACCUCAUCCAUGCUUUCUUCUGUGUCAUGUUUCUUUGUGCAGCAGAGUGGCUUACCCUGGGUCUCAAUAUGCCCCUGUUGGCAUACCAUAUUUGGAGGUAUAUGAGUAGACCAGUGAUGAGUGGACCAGGACUGUACGACCCUACAACCAUCAUGAAUGCAGAUAUUCUAGCAUAUUGUCAGAAAGAAGGAUGGUGCAAAUUAGCUUUUUAUCUUCUAGCAUUUUUUUACUACCUAUAUGGCAUGAUCUAUGUUUUGGUGAGCUCUUAGAACAACAUAUAGAAGAAUUGGUCCAGUUAAGUGCAUGCAAAAAGCCACCAAAUGAAGGGAUUCUAUCUGGCAAGAUACUGUUUCCAAGAGUAGCCUAUGGAAUCUGAUCAGUUACUUUAAAAAAUGACUCCUUAUUUUUUAAAUGUUUC
Messenger RNA from Tupaia belangeri chinensis (Chinese tree shrew), 740 nucleotides. It is a transcript of the gene CNIH1, whose product is annotated as cornichon family member 1. The record is from RefSeq and is a predicted model, not a curated record. Gene Ontology annotation, biological process: vesicle-mediated transport. The coding region runs from base 109 to 591 and encodes 160 amino acids. The transcript is spliced from 6 exons. NCBI's taxonomy places the organism in Eukaryota, Metazoa, Chordata, Mammalia, Scandentia, Tupaiidae.